Cladophialophora yegresii CBS 114405 is the source of this 465-nucleotide messenger RNA. RefSeq lists its product as uncharacterized. Lineage: Eukaryota; Fungi; Ascomycota; Eurotiomycetes; Chaetothyriales; Herpotrichiellaceae. The transcript is spliced from 2 exons. Bases 1 to 465 code for a protein of 154 amino acids. The record is from RefSeq and is a predicted model, not a curated record.
AUGGUUCGAACAUCUCCUCCAACGUUCAACUUAGAAGACCACGGCCAUCAUUGGACACCGAAACGGCCGUUAUCAGUCAUUUGUCCCGUACGGCGAGAAGACAUGGAAGUGAAAAUGGAAGCCUUUCACUUAUCGCAGGCUCUUCCCGGCCUGCACAUCCCCAUCAUCGACUUCUCGCGCUCAACGACCAACCUGUCCGCCCUCGCCGAAGAGAUCAAACAAGUCUGCGCAACAUGGGGCUUCCUGUACCUCGUGAACCACGGCCUCCCGCAACCGCAGAUCGACCGCAUGUUCGAGGUUAGCGCCACCUUUUUCAAACCCAUACCUCGCGCCGAGAAGGCCUUGUUCCCAUGGAACAGCCUCGCCAACGUCGGCUACGACGCCAAGACCGGCACGCAGGGCUACUUCCACGACUGCAUCAGAUGUACCGAAGCUAAACGUUACGUUACACCCAAUAAUGCAUAA